Messenger RNA from Cornus florida, 1248 nucleotides. Its product is annotated as LL-diaminopimelate aminotransferase, chloroplastic-like. Gene Ontology annotation, cellular component: chloroplast. The transcript has 4 exons. The coding region runs from base 282 to 1079 and encodes 265 amino acids. The record is from RefSeq and is a predicted model, not a curated record. Gene Ontology annotation, molecular function: L,L-diaminopimelate:2-oxoglutarate transaminase activity; pyridoxal phosphate binding. NCBI's taxonomy places the organism in Eukaryota, Viridiplantae, Streptophyta, Magnoliopsida, Cornales, Cornaceae.
UUCCCUUCUUCGAUCAAUUAAAUAAACUUGGGUUUUCCGCAACACAUGUCAACAACAGUUAUAUAAAUUAUAUAAUCAAUCUUAAAUUAAACAUCUUUUCUUGUUUUAAUAUUAUUCUUAAUAAUUUAAACUAUACUCUUUGAAUUUCAUCUGAUCUUUUGUUUUAACUAGUCGGAUGUUUUCUACGUCCUACCUAUUAUGCUUGAAUUACAAGUUUGAGCUGAUCUCAUCAUCUCUUGCUAGGCUGUUAUGUUCAGGCAUAUGUAGACUCUAGUGUUAUUAUGGGUCAGACUGGCCAGUUCCAAAAGGAUGUCGCGAAGUACGGAAAAAUGGAAUACAUGAGAUGUUCUCCAGAAAAUGGUUUCUUUCCCGAUUUAUCCACCGUCUCUCGAACAGAUAUCAUAUUUUUCUGUUCACCUAACAAUCCAACUGGUUCUGCUGCAUCAAGGAUGCAACUUACUCAGUUGGUUCAGUUUGCCAAGAAGAAUGGGUCGAUUAUAGUUUAUGAUUCCGCAGAUGCCAUGUACAUGUCAGAUGACAACCCGCGGUCCAUCUUUGAAAUUCCUGGAGCCAAAGAGGUUGCAAUUGAGACUGCCUCAUUUUCCAAGUACGCAGGGUUCACUGGAGUUCGUCUGGGAUGGACUGUGGUUCCAAAAGAGCUUCUCUUUUCGGAUGGGUUUCCUGUUGCCAAUGAUUUCAACCGCAUUGUUACUACUUGCUUCAAUGGUGUAUCCAACAUUGCCCAAGCUGGUGCUCUUGCAUGCCUUUUGCCAGAAGGUCUUAAGGCUAUGCAUGAGGUGAUUGGCUUCUACAAAGAAAAUACUAAUAUUAUAGUGGAGACUUUUAACUCACUUGGCUCUAAUGUCUACGGAGGGAGAAAUGCACCUUAUGCAUGGGUUCAUUUUCCCGGUCGAAGUUCAUGGGAUGUGUUCGCUGAAAUUCUCGAGAAGACACAAGUUGUUACAACCCCUGGCAGUGGUUUCGGACCUGGUGGUGAAAUUUUUAUUAGGGUUAGCGCCUUCGGUCAUAGGGCUAAUGUGUUAGAAGUAUGUAGAAGAUUCAAGCAGUUGUACAAAUGAGGAUGAUUUCAUUUGUCUCAGCCAUAUCUGGCUUUCUGUGAUUGUAGUUAUUAAUCCUUCUGCAUUCUAAUUGUGCUUAUAUAUUCAUGGAUGUUAAAGCAAUCUCUCAGUGAGUAAGUUCUAAUAAUAAAGAGUCAGGUUUUAUCAGAUUUAUAUAUUUCAUAAUAAA